Molecule: messenger RNA, 339 nt
Organism: Eruca vesicaria subsp. sativa (arugula)
Lineage: Eukaryota; Viridiplantae; Streptophyta; Magnoliopsida; Brassicales; Brassicaceae
Source: the annotation of a GenBank genome assembly
AUGGCGGCUCUCACCACCUUCUACCACCCACUCUGCCCAGACAACCACCGCACAACAAGACAAACCCCAAGCAGACACAGCGUCAGAUCUCUGACCGUGAUGUCUUGUCGGAAUCAAAAAUCACCAGAAGAGAGCCAAGGAUUGAUCCAGAGAACAAUUUCAAAAUUGGUCUCAGAGGCUAAGCAUAUUGGAAAGAAUAUGAAGCCAGAGAAGAAAGGAGACAUGAAGGAUCUGAUGCUUAUGAGUCUUUCUUUUGCAGUUUAUGUUUAUAUCUCUCAACUAAUGGUCUGUGCUUACUUCGCCUGGACCCAUGUAACCCUCCCCAAUCCCUCAUGGUAG